Molecule: messenger RNA, 2205 nt
Organism: Cercopithifilaria johnstoni
Lineage: Eukaryota; Metazoa; Nematoda; Chromadorea; Rhabditida; Onchocercidae
Source: the annotation of a GenBank genome assembly
AUGGUACUCUCGCCACCCGAUGAAUUUGAAAUUGCUCGAUUGCUAUUGAUUGAUGGAUUCAAACGUUUGUAUGAAACGAUAAUGGGCCAUGAGUCGUUACGGGAUGACGAUUUAAUAUUAUAUUGUGGAUUGUUGCAAACGGUCAACAAAGUACAGUUGGUUGACCGGUUAGGAUCGGAGCCAAACAUUGUUGGUUCGAUACAUGUAACCACUUCUCAUGUUAUUUUCAAGGCUGAAGAUAGUGUUAAAGAAAUAUGGGUUCCAAACGGACUAAUCGGAACGGUGGAAAAAGGAACGCUUUCAGCACUAGGGACACCACUAGUAGUGAAAUGUAAACAUUUUUUAACCUUAACGUUUUUAAUAACACGUGACAAAGAGUGUCAGGAUCUCGUGGAGACAUUGAAUAGAUGUGGCAAACCUGUAAAUAUAACGGAUGUAUUUGCAUUUGAAAAUAAAGAAAGAAAUGGUGAUAUUCGUUUCAAUGUGAAAAAACGAGGUUGGGAUCUAUUCGAUUGGGUUGUUGAAUUUACUCGUCAGGGAAUUGGUAUAGCGGAUGAUCAAAAAUGGAAAAUUACAGAUUUUAAUACGGGAUAUAAGUAUUGUGACACUUAUCCAGAAUGUUUAUGUGUUCCAUCCACGACUACCACUCAAACCCUUAUAGGAUCAUGCAAGUUUCGUAGCCGUGCACGCCUACCUGUGCUCACGUAUUUUCAUCGGCCAAAUGCAGCUACCAUCUCGAGAUGUGCUCAGCCCUUAACGGGUUUUAGUGCUCGUUGCGUCGAAGAUGAAAUGUUGAUGAAUGCAAUAGCGAAAACGAAUCCUUCCAGUCCAAUACUUUAUUUAAUUGAUACCCGGCCAAAGAUGAAUGCUAUGGUUAAUAAAAUGCAAGGUAAAGGAUUUGAAAAUGUUCGGAAUUAUACGAAUUUACGGUUCCAUUUCUUUGAUAUCGAUAAUAUACACAUUAUGAGAUCGAGCCUAAGCAAAUUAUUGGAAGCAUGUCAUCGUGCGAGAACGGUUACGGAUUAUUAUAAACAGUUAGAAACAUCCGGUUGGUUAAAACAUGUUCUUGCCCUGUUGGAAUGUGGUAAUUUUUUGGCCACUUCAGUAGCACGCGGAAUUUCAUGUGUUGUGCACUGUUCCGAUGGUUGGGACCGUACGGCACAAUCGGUCAGUAUUGCGCAACUCUUACUGGAUCCGUUUUUCCGGACGAUAAAGGGUUUUCAGAUAUUGAUCGAAAAAGAUUGGCUUGGUUUCGGUCAUAAAUUCGACGAUCGAUGUGGUCAUAUUGGUGCUUUUAAUGAAGAAGCAGCUAGAGAGAUAUCACCGAUUUUCACUCAAUUUCUGGAUGCGACAUUUCAAAUUAUGAGACAGUAUCCAUCUGCUUUCCAAUUCAACGAACGUUAUUUGAUCCAUAUGCACGAGCACGCAUACUCUUGUCAAUAUGGCACAUUUCUCGGGAAUUGUGAUAAAGACCGAAAGGAUCUCAAUCUAGCGAAACGAACGCAGUCUUUGUGGGCAUUUCUGGAUGACCGCCAUGACGAUUACAUUAAUCCUUUAUAUGAAGCGAAUAAGUAUGGUUUUCUGGGGAAAAUAAAUUUGCACCCAUCGGCACUUGCUGUCUGGACAGCUAUGUACAAUCGUUUCGAUACCGGACUUUUACCACGAGAAAAUACAAACGAUGUAACACUGUCCACGAUGGAACAUGUUGGCAUCUUGGAGGCACAUUUGGCUUCAUUGCAAUCAAAAUUGGCAGAAUUAAAACUUUUGGUAGGAAAACAAACGCCGGGAAAUGAAGUGAUGAGCGAUAGUGGUCAUUCUAGUUGUAUUUCUAGGACUCUCACACCUGAAGCUUCUAAUGUUCCAGAUAUUGUCUCAUUAAUUCAUAGUUGUGCAAUGGACGAAAAAGGGAAGAAACGCUCGUGGGAUGGUGGGCAAAAUAUCCAAGAAAGUGGCAUAUACGACGCUUCAUUCCCAUAUAGCGAAAAUAAUAGUCCAUUGCCUGCUUUACGUUGGCAAUCUAUUCGUUCGGCAGAUGAAUGCGCCAAUGUUGAAUGCAGUGCGGAAUUCAUCACGCGCGGUGAGCGUCGUCUACAUUGCUAUAGGUGUGGUAAAAUUCAUUGCCGUCGUUGUAUGGUAUUUACAUCAGAUGGUGUUGAGCGUAUUUGCAUUACAUGUUCGGAAUUAGCUCAGAAGAAUAACUCAUAA